CAUCCUGCUCGGCCCACGGUGCUGUCAUUUCGUUCGCUCUAUCUCGCCUCGCCGGUUGACCUCUCCUUUUCCGGGUAACUUUUGAAAAAUCGUCAUCAUGUCUGACUACGGGGAACACGACGCUGAGGAAACUUACGACUACGAGCCUGCCGAGCAGGAAUUCGAAGACAACGAGCCGGAAGACUUCCUCAACCCCGAAGAUGCCGACGGCGCAGAUGGAGGAUACGACGAUGAUUCGUAUGCGCCGGCCGUCAAUGGCGAUCGCGUCGUCGUCUCGGGCGACCCGAACGCGGGAUAUUCGGGCAAAGUGAUGGAACAGCAGCGGGAGAAGAAGGUGGCGAACGAUGAGCGCACGACGACCCCGUACAUGACCAAGUACGAGAGGGCGCGGGUGCUCGGUACGCGCGCUUUGCAGAUCAGUAUGAACGCCCCGGUGCUGGUGGAUUUGGAAGGCGAGACAGAUCCCCUGCAGAUCGCUAUCAAGGAGUUGAACCAGAAGAAGAUCCCUCUGAUCGUGAGGAGAUAUCUGCCGGAUGGAUAUUACGAGGACUGGACCUGCGAAGAGUUGCUUUGAGAAAAACGGGGGGUACCCAUUUCCAUUUCUAUGUCUUUUCUUUUAUUUCCUCCUUCAUCUGUUCAAUAUCUCGACCCUGCUUGAUUCAGUUUAGAUUAUUUGUUACUUUUUAUGCCUCUGUGCAGCAUAGCGUUUGGAGUUUGGAAAUACGAUAGCAGACCCGAUAUGAUCCUGGUUCAGACACAACCACCGGGGGGUCCGCUACUCUGUGGGAAGGAAAAUCAAAAAAGAAGUCAGUCUCAAGGGAGAACAAUGUGUAUACUGAUAUUGG
This is a messenger RNA of Aspergillus campestris IBT 28561, 845 nucleotides long. Its product is annotated as DNA-directed RNA polymerase core subunit RPO26. The transcript is spliced from 4 exons. Gene Ontology annotation, molecular function: DNA binding; DNA-directed RNA polymerase activity. Gene Ontology annotation, biological process: DNA-templated transcription. Gene Ontology annotation, cellular component: nucleus; RNA polymerase I complex; RNA polymerase II, core complex. The record is from RefSeq and is a predicted model, not a curated record. Bases 98 to 574 code for a protein of 158 amino acids. Lineage: Eukaryota; Fungi; Ascomycota; Eurotiomycetes; Eurotiales; Aspergillaceae.